This is a messenger RNA of Eutrema salsugineum, 2200 nucleotides long. Its product is annotated as myosin-binding protein 7. The transcript has 4 exons. NCBI's taxonomy places the organism in Eukaryota, Viridiplantae, Streptophyta, Magnoliopsida, Brassicales, Brassicaceae. The record is from RefSeq and is a predicted model, not a curated record. The coding region runs from base 359 to 1873 and encodes 504 amino acids.
CCAGAAAAUUAUCAACCUUUUUACAUAAUUUGAUUAAUUAUUCCGAAUAUUUUUCAUUUUUAAUUUACGCUUUGAUUUUUUGGUUUCAUUCUUCCGUUUUCUGGAGAAUUAUUCCCUGGAAACAGAAAAUCUCGAGAUUAGCUUUUACAUUCCCUCCAGUUCCUGAGUCGCCAGAGAGAGAAUUGGCUUCACCUUUCAUUGUCAUCCCCACAAGGCUGCAGCGGUUGUUUCGAUUUCUUCUAAUGAUGCAUCGCAUGCAACAACCUCUAGGGCUUAGUGCGAUUUAGGUCUCUCCCUGUUAGCUCUAGUUUCGAUUUUCCCGGAUAGUUUGUGAGAGAAUCUUUGGAUAUAAUCUCAGAUGGAAUUAGGAACGGUCUCUCCGUCCGGAGAUCAUAUCAAAUGUUGUGACUGUGGAUGCGAUUGUUCUCCAGAUUCCUGGAUUCGAUCUGUGAAGAGACGACACGAGGAAUUAGAGAGCCAGAAACGUUUCUCUAUACCGGAGCUGGACGGCUUAGAGCUGCUUUCUAAUCCCAAAGUCCAUAUCGAGAACGAAAUUGAAUUACUUCGCGAGACUGUUACCAGCCAACAGCAAUCGAUUCAGGAACUGUAUGACGAACUCGAGAAAGAGCGGAAUGCUUCAUCAUCAGCUGCUUAUGAAACAUUGGCUGUGAUGCAGAGGUUGCAGAACGAAAAGGCUGAGCUUCAGAUGGAACUCAGGCAAUAUAAGCUUUACGCCGAGGAAAAAAUGGAACAUGACCAGCAAGAGAUCUUGGCAUUGGAAGAUCUCGUCUAUCAAAGGGAGCAGACGAUUCUGGCUCUUACUUGUGAAACUCAGGUUUAUAAGCAUAGGAUGAUGAGUUACGGGCUCACCGAGGCAGAAGCUGAUGGUGACAGGAGCUUGCUUAGUCGUAACCCGAGCAUCGAUUCUGUAUUUGACCCUCCUACAAAUGACUACCCUCCAUUGAAGUGCAAUAUCAAUGAGAACCAAGAUCCUCUGCAGGCUGAUAUCUACGUUGCAGAUGAUGAAAACUACCCACCAGCUGAUUCGCCUCAUGGGAGAGAGCAUUUGAAGACGUUGGAUCUAAGAAUCAGCCAGAUGGAGACAAGUCCUAGCUUUACUCAGUUGGAUGGUGAGUUCCCGAGAGCGACAGGGCGGGAUGUUUCAGAAACGUUAGUGGCUGGUCAGAGUCCUAGGCGUCAAAGACAUUUUAGGAGGAUUUCCACCGCUAGCUCAAGUUCACAUUUGGGAGCAUCUAAAGAAGUUAGACCUGAUGUUUUUGUUGAUUCCCCGAGGUUCGAAAGCAAAGUGGAAAAUGUCUCAUAUACAGAGACUUGUGGUAAAGAUGACUCAUCGGAUAUAGGAGAUGACAUGAGCGAUAGAGUUUAUACCAUUGACUCUGUCCAUCACAGUGUGUCUCAUAGUGGUGUAACUGAAGAGAAGCUUGAGGCUGAAACUUCCGAUGGCAAUUCGGUUUUCCCGAGAGAACAAAAGGAUCUUGGUGAUCCUCCUGAUAUAACGAAACUCUACAUGAGGCUUCAAGCACUGGAAGCUGACAGGGAAUCAAUGAAACAGGCGUUUCUGUCUAUGAGGACCGAAAACGCUCAAGCGGUACUGUUGAAAGAAAUUGCUCUUCAUUUAUCAAAGGAAGUCGUCCCUCAACGAAGGUUGCCUUUACGGAAAGCAUCCAUUGCCGGGCCAUUGACUUUUACGCCAGUCUUUAAGUGGAUCACAUCUUUUGUUUCCUGGAGAAGAAAGGCUCGUCGAAGCAAGUACAUGUUUGGGAUGUCAGCAAAUAACAUCGGCCUGCAAAUGGUUCUGGAAAAGGUCCCUCGUUCACGGAAAUGGCGAUGUCUCAGGAGCACGCAAGUGUGAAACAGACAUAAUCCUUUCAAGCAAAACGAAAUCACUAUCCUGACUUUAGAAUUUCAAGCACAUCAUUGUCAAAUACACUGAUGAGUUGGAUUUUUAAAAGUGUUGCCCAGAGUUUAAAACAAAAAAUUGUGCGCCUUUCUCCAAUUCCAACUGGGUCCUCUUUCUUGGGUUUCAGAGAAAAUGUUUGUCCUAUGCGUUUUUUUUUUCAUUCUGUUUUCCCCAAUAUUUCUCAACUGUUUGUAUAAAGAAUGGGGUUGAAGAAUGAUUUGUAACUGAGUGGCUAUACAAUCUUUGUAUGGCUUCUAAGAUUUAGUUGUUUAAUUGGUU